Messenger RNA from Cyprinus carpio (common carp), 2470 nucleotides. RefSeq lists its product as uncharacterized. Gene Ontology annotation, cellular component: extracellular region. Gene Ontology annotation, biological process: neuropeptide signaling pathway; hormone-mediated signaling pathway; adult feeding behavior. Gene Ontology annotation, molecular function: neuropeptide hormone activity; type 1 melanocortin receptor binding. Lineage: Eukaryota; Metazoa; Chordata; Actinopteri; Cypriniformes; Cyprinidae. The record is from RefSeq and is a predicted model, not a curated record.
GAUGAGUGAAAUGCACAGACACACUUUGGCCGAAUGUUGAAUGAGGAGUGCUGUCUCGGAGUGGGCGUGGGUGAGUUUGGGCUUUAUAAACGCAGCGAGUGGGCUUCAGCGCGGACCUCACUUGUUGAGUGAUCUCUAGGAGGACAGUCUGACGCGAGCCUGACACACCUAAACACUCCGUUCGACCGGGAAAAGACGACGGCAAUGAUGAAAAGAUUUGUGCUGUUCGUCUGCUUGUUCUUCACAGUCGUUCAGUCCAUCACCUGCGAGGCGAACAGGAUAGAUGCGCGCAAAAAGCACGAAAACGACGUGGCGCACCACAGCUCUGCCACAACCGCAGGAGCGUGGAGUCAGGAGAAGCCAAAAAGACUCUUUGCCCGGACUCGCUAUCUGUCUCAGCAGAGACAUCAUGUGGUGAGACCUAAGCCCAGGCCUGAGGCGGUUUCUCCAGCCCAGACUCCAGCGCGGCGCUGCGCCGGUCUGAUGGAGAGCUGCUCCCCGCUCACUCCCUGUUGUGACCCAUGUGCUUCCUGCCACUGCAGGCUCUUCAACACCAUCUGCCACUGCUGGAGACUUGGACACCUCUGCCCCAAGAAGACCUAAUCACCCCAGACGCACAUAUAUGGAUCGGUGCUUCUCAGCUGCUUUCACUUUAGCUCUGCACAUUGGACAUCAAAUGUUGUUUAGUGUACAAAAACAAAGUCAUGGAAAGUUGCUUAUUGGUUAGUUUAUAAAUAUUUCGUGAAGUUUGAUGGUAUCUUGUUCCCAGCUUUCAACAAUCCACCAUACAAAGCCAUUUUUGUUUGUUUUUUGGUGAUGGCACAUCUGUCUAAUUUGACUCGCUUUUACCAAGAUUGUGCCAAAAUACUGUUUGAGUUUAGUUGCAUACUUUGAUUCCGUACAACUGGCAUAAUGUUGAUUACCACAGAAAUGAUUUUAACCCAGCUGGUGUUUUCGUUAAAACAAGCAGAAAGCACAAGCACCACAUCAAGUGAACGAAGUCAAUUGUAAAAACAGAAAUGUGAAGCUUGUGAUUUUAUAAAAGCUCCUACAUCAUUUUUUUCUGUUAAAAUUUUUGUAUUGGAGCGGUGAAGCUGUUGAAAUCAUUUUAAUAGUCAUUUAAGGUUUUAAAAAAUUGAAAAUAACUGUAGACAGAAAAGGUUAGUAAGUGACUGAAAUCAUAUGAAAACAAAUAUUGUUUAUGUGCGGUUGCAUUACUGAACCAGUGAGUAUUUCACCAUUUACAGAUUACCACCAAUCACUUGUUUUUUGUUUUUUUGUUAAUUGUCAGUGCAACACAAAACGUCUGCUUUUUUUUUUUUUUUAAAGAAAGUGGAGAUUCAUAUUUGUGGUAAUAAACGAUGCAGUUGAAUCUGGAAUAUUCCUUUAAUAAAACGAAAACAAAGCAUUUUGGUUACUCUUUACAAUAAGGUUUCAUAAUAUUUAUUAAACUUAGUUAAUGUUCAUUUUUAUCAAAAAUCAAAGUUGUUAUCUGUUAAUAUUAUUAAAUGGACCUGAGCUAACAUGAAAUAACAGAUAACCUGUUUUUUUUUUUGGUUAACUAAGAUUAAUAAAUGCUGUAACAAAUGAACUGCUCAUUAUUAGUUCAUGUUAAUGAAUGCAUUGCCUAACUAUAACUAAUUGGACCUUAUUGUAAAGUGUUGCAUGCUUUUUUUCUCUUGCAUUUAGCAAAUAUUUGUUCAGAACAGAUCCACCAUAUGAGAAGCACUGUUAUAUAAAACACAUGCAGCUGUGCACCAGCAGGAUUUAUACCUGUGCUUUUACACACUCUCAUACUGCUAUGUAUAGCAAGCCAUGGAUCAUACAUGACAUGUAACAGUACAGUGAAUGUUUAACAUCCAUAUGACUCGAGUUAUUCGCUCUCUUUUUGCACCAUGACACUAAUAUGUCUCGUUUGCCAUCUGGAUAUGUUAUUACAGUUAACUCUUGUAGAAUUCAUGCUGGCAAAGUUUCAUUUUUGUUGUUAUUCUCAAUAUUUUUCAACCCUUGUUAAGCAAGGGGCAUAUACUGUGUAACUUGUACAGAAUCAAUGUAACAGUGCCUAAAAAAAAGCUCAUUUUAGGUGCAGUAAAUGUGAAUCUAAUGUUAUCCUCAUACUGUGAUCUUUUAAUAAUAUGUUUUAAGAUGCUUAUUUCUACUAUGAUGAUUCCACUGUCAUGUUUCUGAUUUCUACACACACACACACACACACACACACACACACACACACACACACACACACACACACACACACACACACACACACACACACACACACACACACACACACACACAAAGUUUAUGUGGAUGUCAAGUAGAUGCUAUUGUGGAUGAAAAGCUUCUUUGAGAAAAGUUGUCAUUAUAUAUUUCUAUCCACUGUCAGGUCAUAUUGACUGAAUAUUAUUAGAAAAAAAAAGUAAAAACAUGUUCAGUGUGCUUUCUUUGUAUAAUAAAAACAUUUAGAACUGUA